Messenger RNA from Colletotrichum spaethianum, 2751 nucleotides. RefSeq lists its product as uncharacterized. The transcript has 2 exons. The record is from RefSeq and is a predicted model, not a curated record. NCBI's taxonomy places the organism in Eukaryota, Fungi, Ascomycota, Sordariomycetes, Glomerellales, Glomerellaceae. The coding region runs from base 1 to 2751 and encodes 916 amino acids.
AUGGCGCAGCCGGAUUCGGUCCAGGCAAACGGCAUCCCUGGACCGGACCACGCUGAGUCCCCUCAACCCGUUGUCCCUGUCAAGAGGAAGCGCGACACCGACGACGAUGGCGAGGAGAUCAGCACCGAUGGACCCGAGAAGAUGGAUGUCGACGGCGAAUUGCCAAAAGAGGACCACAAACCCCUCAUCAAGGACUAUUUUACCGUUCUGAGCAGUUUCGAUGCAAAUCCAUCAAUCCUGAAGCGUCGCCUUCCCGAGCCCGAGUCUGAGCAGCCCGAUGCGAAACGCCAAAAGUCCGCCGAUAGCCCUGUUUCCAUCGCCGAUAAGGUCACUCGUGACGCCUACUCGCAUGUCGAUGAACUUGCAGCAGACCUCGUCGAAGCUGUCAAGGAUCAACUCCGAGAACUUCAAUCAGCCAAUGCUGAGAAGGAGAAGGAGGAUAUCGAUGGCGUCGCUGUAGCACAAACCAAGAAGUUCAAGAACAAGGCCAUGGACCUACUUCGACGGGAGAUAUCCUACCCGCGCAGCAGUGUCAAUACCACCAACAUCAAACCCGAUGUGGAAUCUGCCAUGGGCAAUGAAGUGCUUACGGUUUUCGGCAACGCCCCUCAUGGCAAACAACUGUUUUCUAGUUUGCCGAAGAAGGCCUCGGGCAAGGAGAGUUCAACUGCAAUGGUAUCAGCCUUGGAACUGCCACCGGGUGUGUCUACUUCCUACAUUGUUCCGUCGCGACAAAACGAGAGAACAGCGACUCUUGGAGAACUUUUCUCUUCUAGCCGACCUCUUCCUCCUCUGCAGCCGCCGAAGCAACCGAAGCCGGUGGCCAAGGGAAACGUACUCGGGUUUUAUCAUCCUGAGCCGGCACAAAAGUCCAAGUACUUCAACGAUUCGUAUUCGAGCAAGAAGUUGGCGGUUGGCUACUACUUGGACUACACCAACGCAGCACCCUCAUCUAAGAGCAAGACGAGACAACGUGAACGAGCACAAAGCUUGGCCGGCCACAGACCAUCAUCUACUGAACUGGAGGUCAAUGAGAUGGAGUCGCUAUUCCGCAGCGCGUUUUCCAGCUUUGCUCCCUGCAGAGAUGACUCGGGUUCUGUCAUUCCAUCCAGUCAUGCCGGUCGCAUGUACUGGCAGCUCACUGGUCAGCGGAACUUCAACCGGAUGGUUGAGUCCGAGCUGCAGGAAACCGACGAAGACGCGAUCGAGAAGCCUGUCGAGAAAGACGUUGAGACCGGACAAGUUGAUGAAGAGUUCGUCAACGAGGCCAUUGAAAAGUGGGAUGAGUGGCUAGUGGACCCGGCCCUGCAAGACAUGAAUGAUGUCCUUGCCAAGCCCAAGGACAAGGAUCCUGCUGACAAGGAGGUCGAUGACUUCCUUGACGAGGUCACUGACAUGAUAGAAACAUUGCUAUCGUACCAGCGCAUCCGCAACCUUACGCUCCCAUCAUCUCAGAAUCGCUACGCGGGCGAUCCUGUCAAUGGUGACCUGCUGUCUCAUGGCGCUGUCUCGGCGCCGACGGAAGAGGAAACUGCGACAUACGAGGCACUGAGAGCGCAACUGAGUCUGAUCAUCAACACCCUGCCCCCUUACGCGGUGGCAAGGCUCAACGGCGAUCAACUCGAGCAGCUUCUUAUCAGCACCAAGCUCGAGGUCCGCACAGAUCAGUACAAGGGCGUAAUGGAGGACGAUGCUGCUUCUCAAGCCCGUAUGCGUCAGCAGCAGAGCGUGGUCGCCGCCGCACCUCCGAACCGACCUGCCCCGCACCGCACGCCUAGCGCAUCCACGCCGUAUGGAAGCCAAUAUGGCUCCGGCCAGUACGGCACCCCCACAAGGACGCCGUCAAUUGCGCCCUCCAAUUAUUACCGGCCUGGCCAGCAGCCGGCAAUGCCCCCGCAGCAAGGCUCCGUUCCGCGACCUAGCGGUGUGCCCCACCAGAUGUCUCAUACACCACAGCCCCGUCCUGGCCAGCCAGGCAACUACCGGCCUACCAACGGAUACACUAACUAUGCGCAACAUGUUGGAAAGGCCCAGACGCCAUACGGCCACCAAGGCGUCCAGUACGGGUCUCAACAGAGACCUCCGCAGUACCCGGGCUAUCCAGGAACACCUCAACACGGUACGCCCAACGCUCGUUACCAGCAGCCCUACCAGCAGUCUUUCCCGCAACAACCGACUACGCCGUCCCAGGGUUACGGAGGCUACUAUCCUAAUGGCGCCAACAUGCAGCAACGGACCAUGUCUCCCCAGAUUCCAGCCGGUCAGUAUCAAUCGCCGACUCCACACCAGCAGCCGCGGUACUUCGGUUCGACUCCUCACCAAAACAUGCCUGGCACUCCUCCAAUCAACCGUCAGCAAUAUCCGAAUGGUAGUCACCUCCCUCAGCAACCAAUAAACUCUCUAACAUCUGGAUACAAUGCAGCCGUCGCGAGGGCAGACCAGCAGCGCCUACAUGCUGAGCAAGCGAGAUACCGAGCCGCAGCGCAACAAACGAGUGCUGCUUUUGGAACCAAGAUACAAGGGACACAGGAGGCCGCGAUGCCCCAAAUCCCCGGCGAUGACCCCAGCUCCCAAGGAUCUCCGUACAAUGCGAAUGUGAGAGCCCGCAUGGCUGCUGGUGGUACCCCGAAACCCCAGAGUCCUGUAGGAAACGCCGGAAAGGCAACCAACGGCACUCCACCAAUCCCUCACAAAGUGACACCGGUGCCCAUACCGGUUAUACCUCAACAGCAGCAAAGGAAGCCAGCCUAG